Molecule: messenger RNA, 732 nt
Organism: Plenodomus lingam JN3
Lineage: Eukaryota; Fungi; Ascomycota; Dothideomycetes; Pleosporales; Leptosphaeriaceae
Source: RefSeq, a predicted model, not a curated record
AUGCGGCGGCUCAGUACCUACACCAAUCCUACCACGGGAGCUGUUAUUGAUUAUUAUGAAAUUGAAAUAAGAUCAAUCCAGAAGCAAAUAUACCCUAAUCUUGGAGUCGCUAAUUUAUACGCUUAUGAUGGACUACAACCUGGACCUACGUUUAUGAUGCGCAAGGGGCGGGAAGCAGUGGUGAGGUUUACAAACAACAGUCCAACCAACUCUUCCGUACAUGUCCAUGGCCAAUACAAUCGUGCACCCUUUGAUGGCUGGGCUGCCGACUACGCUUUUCCCGGCCAAUACAAAGAUUACUACUAUCCGAACGCACAGAAUGCUCGAACUAUAUGGUACCAUGAUCACACCGAGUUCGAGACUGGCGAAAAUGUGUAUAUGGGCCUUGAUGGGUUUUACUUACUAAGUGAUGAUGAAGAACAAGCGCUAGACUUGCCUAAAGACGAAUACGAUAUUGCUUUGUCAAUUUGUUCGAAACAAUACGGUAAUAAUGGAGAAUUGAUUUAUAAUACAAAUGGCCAUACUGGAGUUUGGGGUGACAUUAUACAAGUCAACGGUCAGCCCUGGCCGUUUCUCGAAGUUGAGCCUCGAAAGUACCGUCUACUCAUUGCUUCCGAUGCUGGAUUGUUCUCCCAUCCCAUAGAGACAGAUCACCUGGGCUUCUCCAUGGGAGAGCGAUACGAAUUGAUUGUCGACUUUGCAGGCUUCGAAGGCCAGACCAUCCAGCUAUGA